Messenger RNA from Physella acuta, 834 nucleotides. Its product is annotated as delta and Notch-like epidermal growth factor-related receptor. Gene Ontology annotation, molecular function: calcium ion binding. NCBI's taxonomy places the organism in Eukaryota, Metazoa, Mollusca, Gastropoda, Physidae. The record is from RefSeq and is a predicted model, not a curated record.
CUUUACUGUGACCCAGGCUAUUUCACUUCCUCGUGUAACGUGAACUGCAGUUCCCAGAACACAUCGAGUGGUCACUACACCUGUCAGGCCGGCACAGGGAAGAAAAUCUGCAUGCAAGGCUGGCAUGGCACGUCGUGUAGUGACGAUAUAAACGAGUGUACCCUGGGGUUCUGUUGGAGGGGAAACUGCACUAAUCUACCUGGUGACUACAUGUGCACCUGCCCACAAAACUACACAGGAAAAAACUGCUCAGUGUUGAAGAACCCAUGCCUGUCAACCUCUUGCCUGAAUGGAGGAACCUGCUACGCCCACCCCACAGAGUACACCUACCUGUGCAGGUGUCCUGCAGGGUGGGAGGGAAAUCACUGUGAGACGAGGACAAAUCCCUGCGACAGUCAGCCAUGUUUGAAUGGCGGACUUUGUAACAGCGACUCAGCUAACGGAGAAAAUUUUACUUGCUUGUGUGUGGGGAAACAUGGUGGCGCUAGCUGUGAACAAGUGCUUAAUCAGACAGUCACGCCCACAACAAAUGGCAGCUACGGCACGUCUACAGUUGGAAUCAACAUGAAAAGUAGCAGAUCCUCGGUGCCAAACCAGCAAGAACCCACGGAACCUAUGGUUUUACCAACAUGGGCCAUUACUCCUGUAGCUGCUGGUGGUGGACUUAUUGUUUUCGUCCUGGUUGUUACCCUUGUACAUGUCAUCAAAGGGAGGUCUAAGCUGUUUGCUCGGAAUGAUUCAGCGUCUAAACCAGAAAUUUUUCUCGUGGAAUCGUGUGGAGCACAGUUUAGUGCCGACAUAAGCAGCGGAGGCAUCAAAGCUAAAAAUACGUGA